CGUACCAGGAAUUCUUCUCUGCCCAAAAACAAUUUCCUCCAACAUGACCUCUAAUUCCAAUUUAUCCAACAUGCGACGGCUGGUAGAACAACUGAAGCUCGAGGCCAGUGUGGAGAGAAUCAAGGUGUCCCAGGCGGCUGCAGAGCUCCAGCAGUACUGUCUGCAGAACGCGGGCAAAGACGCCCUGCUGGUGGGAGUCCCCACAGGCAGCAACCCCUUCAGGGAGCCACGCUCCUGUGCUGUCGUGUGAAGAGGAAGAGGAAGCGGACACAACUGUGGCCUCUUACUCACAGAAGAAAAAAUAAUUCCAUUUAGUCUGUAACCAUUUUUAUUUAUGCGUCUUUCUUUUUAAGAAAAGCACAUAAAAGACA
Messenger RNA from Cyclopterus lumpus (lumpfish), 371 nucleotides. RefSeq names its product guanine nucleotide binding protein (G protein), gamma 10 (gene gng10). Gene Ontology annotation, cellular component: heterotrimeric G-protein complex. Bases 44 to 250 code for a protein of 68 amino acids. Gene Ontology annotation, molecular function: G-protein beta-subunit binding. The transcript has 3 exons. Lineage: Eukaryota; Metazoa; Chordata; Actinopteri; Perciformes; Cyclopteridae. The record is from RefSeq and is a predicted model, not a curated record. Gene Ontology annotation, biological process: G protein-coupled receptor signaling pathway.